ACGACGAAAAUGCAUUCAGCACAUUCGAAAUCACAACAAACCAAUGUCAAACUUGUUUAAUGCGGUAAACAAACCGUACCUAGUGUGAGAAAGAAAUGUUUUGAACAAAAGUGGAAAAUGUAUGACUGGAAAUAUCAAUGUAUGGAAUUAUGAGAAGAAUGAAGUUGCAAGACUAAAAGUCUUUCGAAAUAAACCCAUGACCAGAAUGUGUGGAAAAAUGAAGCGCUGAACGAAUUGCAGUCGGGUCGGGCAGAUCGGUGCUUUGUUGACCAUUCGAUACCCUUGUCAUGGUUGUUUCCUAAACCUGCUCGUGUUCGUGUUUGCUCAAAGAAACGUGAAAAUGGAAAACGAAAACACGAUGCUGUAUCCUGUGAAGCUGGAAGUUUGCGACAAUCCAGAUAAUCAAGAGCACAGGGAGCACAAUCCUCCCAUUGCGAGUAGAACAAUAAUCGAUCAACCAUUGGCUGCUUAUGCCACAUGUUUACAGGGUACUAAAAUGGAAGGCUCUUAUGGCGAAAACAUCGAUAUGCAUGCGAGCAAGUCGGCCGAUAUACAGGUUAAGGUGGAACCACAAGAACUAGAAACCGAUUUGCAUCAUGAACAAGUGGGUUAUGGUACAUGUUUACCGAACGCUAAAAUGGAGUACCCCAUGGGAGAUGAUAUAGAUCUAGAAGCUACAGAGAUAACGCCUUCUUGUGAUAACGAACAUAACGAUUAUUCUGCUCCACAAAUAAAGAUCGAAACCCAAGGUGCAGCUUCCGAUCCAGAACAAGAUAUGUCGGAAGAUACCUUAGACCAGCAUGAGUCCUCUUCGCCAAGAAACGUGGUAAAAAAAGAGAAUGUUCCAUUUAGCAUGAAGGGACCGGAAUCGGCAGCAUUGUUAGAAAAGCCAGAUGAAACCAACGUAGACCGUCACAGCGAUGCACUUGAUGAUAGUUCCGCAAACCAAAGCAAACGCGUGUAUGCCGAUGGGAUAUUGUUCGAUAUUCGUGUAGUAGAUGAUGCCUGCCGUACAGAAGCCAACAAUGUUCCAACUGAACAACCAGCCAACAGCAAACUCACAACAAACAGCGGACUGCGGUCUCGUGAAACAGCGCAAUUGGAUGUUAUGGAUUCUAUUAAAUCUUUGGGUGAAAAUAAGCAAUACAAAUGCGAUCGGUGCGAGAAAUCAUUUUGUGAUAAAAUGGAACUGAAAAUUCAUAAACGGAACCAUCAAUUUACGGUAUGUCCCGUGUGUAAGAGAACCAUGCGUACCGAUUUCGUGAAAAGACACAUCGCUAGAGUGCAUCCGGAUGAUGGGAUUUUACCGAGAAAUCGAUCAUUCCCAUGCGACGAAUGUGAUCGAGUGUUUUCGAACGAUGUUCAGCUGAAGAACCAUCAGCUGUCGCAUAAGAAACAGGGUUGCCCUGUUUGUGGUAAAAUAGUAAGGUCUGAUUAUUUGAAGAGGCACAUGGAUUUGAACCAUCCGAAAGAAGUGAACUCAUCGGAUGGUAGUACAUACUCGUGCGAUCAAUGCGACACAGUGUUAAGCAACAAGUAUCUACUGUUCUUCCACAAACGCACCCACCAAACGGAAGAAUGUCCGGUGUGCAAGGAAACGCUAAGGACCGGAUACAUGAAGAUUCACAUCGACAUGAAACAUCCCGACCAUAGUACUCUGCCAGAAAAUCCUGCGUUCAAAUGUGACCAGUGUGAAAAGUCAUUUGGAUAUAAAGCGGCGCUAACGCUGCACAAGCGCAAACACAGGCUGACGGAGUGUCCGGUUUGUACAAAAACGGUACGAGCAGAUUGUUUGAAGCGACAUAUGGACUUCAACCAUCCCAACGAUACCAGUCCGUCCGACAAUGUGUCGCGUCUACAAUGUGAUCCUGAAAGCGGCGCGCCCCGAUUAUCAAACGAUAGACGAGCGCAGCAGACAGAAGAUUGUCCCGAGUGUAAGGAAACGUUCCGUAGUGACUACCUGAAGAUUCAUAUAGCCAUGAAGCAUCCGAAUGAUAGCGCAUUGCCCGAGGAUCGACCAUUCCAAUGCGAUCAGUGCGACAAAUCGUUUUGCUAUAAAACACAACUCAGGCUCCACAAGCGUAACCAUCGUUUGACGGAAUGUACCAUUUGCCAGAAGUCGAUGAGAUUAGAUUGUCUCAGGCUGCACAUGAGCAGAAUGCAUCCUAACACCGCAAGCAGUGUUAAUAAGCAACACUGAAAAAAUCCAGGUUAGUCACGUGUGUGACCGGAAAAUGCAUUUCUGCUUUGGAGUUCUUGAUUACACAUUAUUCCGUCGUGCGUUC
Anopheles funestus (African malaria mosquito) is the source of this 2285-nucleotide messenger RNA. RefSeq names its product zinc finger protein 425-like. Lineage: Eukaryota; Metazoa; Arthropoda; Insecta; Diptera; Culicidae. Gene Ontology annotation, molecular function: chromatin insulator sequence binding. Gene Ontology annotation, cellular component: chromosome. Gene Ontology annotation, biological process: regulation of transcription by RNA polymerase II; DNA repair. The transcript is spliced from 2 exons. Bases 341 to 2200 code for a protein of 619 amino acids. The record is from RefSeq and is a predicted model, not a curated record.